Molecule: messenger RNA, 1284 nt
Organism: Alnus glutinosa
Lineage: Eukaryota; Viridiplantae; Streptophyta; Magnoliopsida; Fagales; Betulaceae
Exons: 8
Coding region: 100-1128 (342 amino acids)
Source: RefSeq, a predicted model, not a curated record
AACAAAAAAUUGGGUUUGCACGGCGAGGAAUCUUGGGUGGAAGAUUUCCCAAAGACGCUUUCACUCUCGUUCGCGGGAAGACUGAGACGAUUAACUACCAUGGCCAUUGUUCAGUGCAACUGUGUUCACCGCUUGUGCAAUCCAUGUAGAACCAGAAAACCACCCUUAUUCCCAGUUUCACACACCCAUUUCAUCUCAACUGUGAGCAUUCCGAGUUGCGCAAGUUCCAAGACAUUGAAGCUAUCUACCCCAAGGCUGAGUAGGGCUGUUUCUGCUGUGGUUUCUGAAGAGAACGCAGUUGGGUCGAGUUCUUCUGGCACUGGAGUGUUCAAACUCACUUACUUGGAGGGGAAUAGUUGGUUGUGGGAUGUUGCUGGGUUGAAAAUACUGGUAGAUCCCAUCUUGGUGGGUAAUUUGGAUUUUGGAAUUCCCUGGCUUUAUGAUGCUGCCAAGAAGGUUUUGAAGAAUUUCCAGCUUAGUGAUCUUCCUGAAAUCGAUUGCUUACUGAUUACACAAAGCCUUGAUGAUCACUGCCAUUUGAAGACCUUGAAGCCGCUCUCUGGAAAGUCCCCAAAUCUUAGAGUCAUAGCAACUCCCAAUGCUAAGCCACUGCUGGAUCCUCUUUUUAGAAAUGUCACAUACCUAGAACCUGGUCAGAGCUCUGUCAUUGAAGCAAGAAAUGGUUCUGAAGUCAGAGUUCAGGCCACUGCAGGACCAGUUUUAGGUCCUCCGUGGCAGCGACCUGAGAAUGGGUAUCUUGUCAAUUCUCUGCAGGGCCAACUGACGCUUUACUAUGAACCCCACUGUGUAUACGACAAGAAUUUUCUGGAAAAGGAAAGGGCUGACAUUGUCAUCACACCAGUCAUAAAGCAACUUUUGCCCAAAUUUACUUUGGUUUCAGGACAAGAAGAAGCAGUUCAACUUGCAAGGGUGCUGCAUGCCAAGUUCAUUGUGGCAAUGAAAAAUGGGGACCUCGAUAGCAAAGGGCCUCUUGCUAGUAUAAUUCAAGCUGAGGGAACAAUAGAAUCAUUUAAGGAGCUAUUGUCAAAGGAACUACCAGAUGCUCAGGUAUUAGUGCCUACUCCUGGUGUACCGCUAGAAAUCCUAGCACCUUCAAAUCUUCCUUAGGGCAUCUUUAUAUGUUUUUGGUAUAAAUGAAACUACUCUUUAUUCAGAGUAUAUACACACCAAAUCGUUUGUCUUCUUUUUUUUAGCAUGCACAUAGUUUGUCUAUUGUCAAGUACUAUAACCUAUCCAAAUAAAAGAAUACUAAGGUUAGUAAUC